GUGAUUAAUUUUCUCGCGUGCGUAAUAUAUAAAGGUUAUGCUGCUUGUGCCUCCUGUCAUAUUAGAAUAAUAUCGCACGCUACAAAGUGAUUGUGAGCAAGAAUGGAAGUGGAAAGCGGUGAUCCUGAUAGUGGACUUUAUCCUUUCCAUCCUUCGUUAUUCGACGUGUGUGAAGAUGAGAAGCCACCUAAAGCGGAUGUUACAUUGAAAAAUAUCUACGAACCCAGAUAUGGGGGAACCGAGCUACAUCGAGCGAUCAAAAGAAGAAACAAAUCGAGAAUUGAAAAUGUGUUAAACAUGUACCUGGCCGAUUUUGAUACAGUUCGUGAAUAUCUAGUUCAAAAAUAUGACAUCGAUAGCAACGAUAAUAUAUGGUUUAGGAAAACCAUUCUUGUAGCUUCAACCGAAGAACAAUGUAGUAUUGCAAAGAAUUUUGAAAGAGAAUGUGUUCCGCAAUCCGGUUUGAAUGAGGCGAUUUUGGUUCUUCUUCAACAUCCCAUAGAUGGUGAACGAGUUUCAGUGCUUCAUCCAAAUGAAAGCAAUCGGUUGGAAGCACUCCGUAUUGUCACUUCUCUGAUUCCCAACGGAUUUCUUUCCUGGAAUUAUUCAUUGUACGAAAAUCAAUCGGAAACAAUCAUCGAGGUCGCUGCAGAAUGCGGAAACAUCGAAUUGAUCCAGAGACUCUACGAGAUAGGCAUCGAACUAUCUGUUCCGUAUCACAAUCCUCUAUUGGCUGCUGUAAGAAACAAUCGUGUAGACACUGUUGAAUGGCUAUUGACAGAACAUUUCGACCAUUUCGAUUGCUCAGCUAGAAGUUUUUGUCAAGAAAACGCUGUAGAAGUAGCGAUGCAUAUGAAGAAAACGCUUAUGAUGAAAUAUUGUUUGGAAAAAAUGCUUGCCUAUCGGCAAAAGUAUUUCAACGAGACAGAAAUCGAUGCAUUCAACAAAAUAUUUCGAUUCAAAGAUUCAACGUGGACCUAUUUACCGAUUUCCAAGUACCGUAAGUUGGUUGAACAAUGGAUUUCCGAUUAUAAACUUGAUCUGUCCUAUCGGUUGGGUUAUGUUUUUAAUAUUAAGAGUCUAAUUGAAUGUCAAUGUGCCUUGGAAUACUGCUGGAAUGGAAUCCGUCUUAAUCCUGAUUUGUUGGGACUAAACAUGUAUGAAACAGCAACGAUACUUCAUUUACUUGUGGAAAAAGAGUAUUUCGAAUUUUUGAAAGAGAUGUAUGAAUGUUAUCCACGUGUAAAGCAGUACUUCGAAACUGAUGAAGCAUGGAGAGUAUUAGAUAGAGCUAUCGGCAGUGAUCAACAUGGACAAAUUCAGUUUAUUUUGAAUCACCAUUCUACAUUCCUCAAAAAAGAUUUAGAUGAGCUUAAAAGUGUUAUACUCAAAUGUAGGUAUUAUGAAAACAAAUUGCAUCAGCAAACAAACAUAAUAAAAAGAUAUUUCUCCGAAUUUGAAGAAGACUUCAAAAAACUUAGAAAUGAGGAAAUUUAUCGAUACAGAUGUGCUGAUGAUUUGGACCACUCGUUUAUAGACUACGAUAUACAAUGCCAUGAUUCGGACAUUGAAAUACCAGGAGAAAUCGGGCAGUUAUAUGAUGUGAGGGGCAUCAAAGGAGAAUCGCUCUUACAUUUGGCCGUACAGAAGAACGAUAAAGAUUUUCUGAUCCGAUUACUCGAAGAAGGUUGUGAUUUCGAUGCUUUGGAUAACUUCGGCAAUCAUGCAAUCCACUACGUAAGAAAUGUUGAAAUGCUUGAAUUGAUUCUUGAGCGACAUCCAGCUGGAAAAGACCUUGUGAGAAGUACAAACGCUGAAGGAUAUUCAGUGCUCCAUAAAAUUAGCAAUCAACGAAUGUAUCAGGAAUGUUAUUGUGAAUUAAUUGAGAAGGUAAUUGAUUAUGGGGCAAAUGUAUCUCAACUCACCAACGUUGGUGAAUCGGUAAUAUUUUUUAUCACCAGUAGUUCCCUUUUGGAUAUCGUUCAGAAUCACGGUGCCAGCUUAGACACGGUCAGUAAAAAUGAUGAAACAGCACUGGAAAGACACCUGAAAAACCAAAAUACAUACAUGGUAGGUGCUUUGUAUAAUUUAUUGCACGAAACACCUGUUUUCAAGGAUCAUGCACACAAAUUUCUUGUCAUUAUGAUCGAUACAUGUGAUCCUGAGCGUGACCCUGAUCAGUACGAUGUAUAUCAAGGACUUUUAGAAGAGUUUCCAAACACAACCAAACUACUGUUCGAUUCACUAUUUGAACGUUUCCCAGAAAAAGCUAGUCGUGCGUUUUACCAAACUUGUUUCAAGGGAAUGGAAUACUUCGUGAAAAAAUUUUUGGAAUUCGAUUAUAAUCUUAACUAUCAUUAUGUAUCCAGCAGAGGCUUUACGCCUGUCAGAGUAUUGUUUUUUGAGUUCCUAACAGAUAGGACAGGUAUUUUAAGAAAGCUAUUGGAAAAAGGAGUUUCUCUAGAAAAUGUCUUACUUGAUUAUAUCAAUUCAUCCAGUGCUCUGGAACCAAACGCCGUAGAUACAGUUAGACUACUGAUUGAUUACGGUGCCCCGGUCAAUGCUUGUGACGAUGACGGAAACACUGCUUUGCACCUUGCUGUAGCUAUGAGAAUGUGGAAGGUGGUUGAAGUUCUGAUGCGAAAUGGUGCAGAUAGCAGUAUAAAAAAUCAUAAAGGGCUCACUCCUCUGGCUGGAGCUCAAAGAUUGGAUCAGGAACUGUAUUAUUUUAUCGAGUAAAAUAUGUACACUAAUGGAAAAAAAUAUUCGACUUAAGCUAUCUCCUCUCAUUUAUUUAAAUUUUAAGUGGCUCUAAAUAGUUUGUAAGUUUUCUUUUUUAUGUGAAUGUAUGUAUUCUGUAAAAUGUUCUCUAUCAAAAAGCAUUACAUUCUUCUUCCAUAACAAGGAGGGAAUAUGCUAAAACAACGAAAACUUCAACACUAAAAAUGUCGAAUACUUAUGUCCAUCAGUGUAAAUAAGC
Uranotaenia lowii is the source of this 2980-nucleotide messenger RNA. RefSeq lists its product as uncharacterized. The record is from RefSeq and is a predicted model, not a curated record. Gene Ontology annotation, molecular function: protein binding. The transcript has 2 exons. The coding region runs from base 103 to 2739 and encodes 878 amino acids. NCBI's taxonomy places the organism in Eukaryota, Metazoa, Arthropoda, Insecta, Diptera, Culicidae.